Paramuricea clavata is the source of this 193-nucleotide messenger RNA. Lineage: Eukaryota; Metazoa; Cnidaria; Anthozoa; Malacalcyonacea; Plexauridae. The record is from the annotation of a GenBank genome assembly.
CGCUUCGAUGUCAUUGGAAAUAGAAGAAAAGAAAUUUGCCAGUGGGGGGUUUCGCGAUGCAUUCCUUACCACAUGCGAUGAUUCCUCGUCUACUUUGAAAGGCAAGUGGGUGGUCAACAAGUAUCUGGAGGAGUCCAUUAAAACUGUCCAAGAUACGUUGAAAUUAAGUGUAGAAGCACACACUCAAAAGUAG